AUGGAAAGCGAUAAAACCCGUGCCCUCAGAAUCGUUCGAGAUGCAGAACUUGUACACCCCGCUCUUCCUAUCGUUGAAGCAUUCCUCAAUGACGCGGUAGACGGCAACCGGGCUGCAAGAUAUCUGCUAGAAACAUAUGCCGACGAUGAAAAUGAUGUAGACUUCUCACGAUUUCUAAGGGACUGGAAAGAUCUGGUGGAACUUUUCUAUGCGGAACACCCUCAUUCCCAACAACUGAGUUGGAUUUUGCGGAAAAAAAUUGUGCGACGAGAUCAAUGCCGAUGUUGUGUGACUGGAGUUCGAUGUCGGUUUUGGGGCAGGUGGAAUGUAUUUCCCAUUAUCCCUUCAACAGCAUUUAGCAUACAAGAACAAAGACUAUAUGAUAUGCUUGGCGCAUUCACUACAUCUUCCCACCAAGCCCUACUCAAAGAUAAAACUUUAGAGAGUCAGACUCGAAAUCAUUGGACUUUGAGCAAGGAUGCGGCAAUAGCCUUUUCCCGAGGGAUGAUUCGGCUCGAAAAGCUAAAAGAAACAAAGUAUAACAUCAUAUUCAGCGACAUUGGAAAAGCUCCGGCGAUUCAAACGCCUUCCCGGCUGUUCAAUUGGCAAUGUGAUCUACAUGAUCACUCGAACUCUGGGAUUGACAGUCCUCAUCCGGAACUUCUUGAGAUACAUUCUCGGUUUUCUAGAGCUCUAAACUGGACUGAUGUCGCUAGGAAGAUAGAUAGUCGAUCAUGUAUACGCCGAAGUCGAAACAAAGCCAACAACUCUUUUAAGCAAUUUAUUACUAAUGCUUUGCUUCAAAUAUGGUCCAAGUUUCCUGAAAGUAUCCGAUUUUCAACAUACAAAGUCUUGAAAAGUGCGGGAUUAUAUCUCUAUGGGGACAACUUCGGUAUCGGAGUCCAGAGAUUGCCAUUCGGAAUGUACCUCAAAUAUGGACCAGAAGUCUAUGCAGACCGACAUGCUGCAGAAUUCAAUGCUCUUAAAGUUGUUCGAAGCCAAACUUCCAUCCCUGUGCCGAUCCCUAUAGAUUUCCUAGCCUCACCUACUGAGUCUUUGCUUGUGACAUCCCGCGUCGAAGGCGAAUCGGCAGGUCUCGCUAUAGACGAAUGCAGUGAUGAGGAGAUGCAUCAAAUGAGUCAGGAUUUGCGUUUCUACGUCGCCGAAUUACAUACCAUCGAACAGAGCAAAGACUCCAAAUACGCCAUCACCAACACAUCCGGGGGCCCUUGUUUGGAUUACCGUAUCGACAGCGAGGUAGUAGGACCUUUCCACAACGAGAAGGAAUUUAGCGAGUCAUUACAGUUGGGGAUACUUCCUGGAUUAAUGCAUCGUACUGAUCAUAAGAUACAUUUUACACACUCCGAUUUGAAUAUGAGGAAUAUUUUGGUCAAGGAUGGGAAGAUUUCAGGGAUUGUUGAUUGGGAGAAUGCGGGAUGGUAUCCUGAGUAUUGGGAGUAUACUAAAUGCCAUUUUGGCUGCAGGUUAGACAAACGAUGGUUGAAGAUGAUCGAUGCUACAUUUGAGCAUAGGUACCAAGAGGAACUGGAAAUUGAAAGGCAGUACUGGAACUAUCAUACCGGCUGGUAGAUUGGAUAAAGCUUGGGGAUGUAUUGUGCAGAAAAUUCAUGGAGAUGCAAUCGAGUCGAUGGGGGAAGAAGAAGAUCUGCUAGCGCUGUUUGACUAGGUAGGUAGGUAGUUACUGCAUCAGGCUUCCACGUGAUCUACCGACUUUUCUACUGAGGAGAUGGUUUAUGAACAUCACCGAAUCGGUUAUUAGUACUCAGUACGCCUUACCAGUUCGAUAUCCAAGAACAAGAUCUUCAAAUCAGUUCUCCAUCAUGCUGAAGUGGAUCUAAGGAACAGGAUACACGUGUUAAUCUACCAUAAUUUCCCUUAUCUAACAAAUGACCACCAAUACCUCUGUAA
Molecule: messenger RNA, 1929 nt
Organism: Botrytis deweyae
Lineage: Eukaryota; Fungi; Ascomycota; Leotiomycetes; Helotiales; Sclerotiniaceae
Exons: 4
Coding region: 1-1590 (529 amino acids)
Source: RefSeq, a predicted model, not a curated record